UGAUUUUCUCGAUUAAGUGAAAAAUGAAAGAUCUAUGGUGGGAGUGUCACGUAGUAGCAAUAUCUUUGUUUUGUGCAAAGGCAAUUGGAUGGAACCGCGUUUACAUCAAGCCGAUGGAGUUGUCAUUCUGUGUCUGAAAAUGUAAAUAUUUGUGAUAAACAAAUGAGACUAUGGAUUUUUCAUAUUAUGGCAUUGAACACUAAUGCUCAUGACUGUACAACACUUCAUACGUGGUACUUCAACACUCUUAAAUGGGUCCCUGUGCUCUUCAUAUUUACGAUCGUCGUGCAUGCGACUGGGUGUGUUAUGCACACGUACUUCUGAUGUGUAUAUGUGCAGUUGCAUACAUCCGACAUACCGUGCCGUAGACAACUGAAAGCGACCAAUAUCUCUGUGGUCAUGAAAGGUGUACAAGCAGCCUGAAGAUGUCACAAAGACCCAAGGAAACUAGUGACGAACAAAGAGAGAGAAACAGAGAACGGAUGAGGCGUUAUCGUGCAACACGAACUGCAGAGCAGGCAACCAUUGACCGCCAGAGACAUGCUCAGUAUGCUAAAAUACGUCGUGAGAACAUGUCACCAACUUCCAGGGCAAAAAUGAGGCAGCGGGCUUGUUUACGGGCCAGGGAAAAGAGGGCUUCAUUAUCUGAUGAAGAAAAAGCUGUGUGGCGUGCAAAAAAUGCAGAAUAUCAAAAGCUUAGACGAUCGCGAUUGUCUGAUGAAGAGAGAGAAAGAGUUAGGAGACGCAAUGCAGAGAGAACAAGAGCAAAGAGAGCUAUAAAUGCUGCACAGCCGUCUGUGGACACUGAUUACUCCAACCAGUAUGCAAGUACGGUAGUACAGUCAGAUCCUGGAAAGAAUGAUAUGUGGGAACAAUCUGAUUUUAUACACCCAAGUUUUGCAAUGCCAACUGACGAUUUUGACUAUUUUCCUUUCAAUUUAAAGACUGAAAAUCAUGACGACUGUGAGGGGAACCAGUUUUGGAACUGUUUUGGCCUUAUGAGGCAUGUUAAUUCUGAUGAGGUCAGAGUCAGGUGUGAGCCUUUGCCAACAGACUCAUUUUAUUAUUCAUAUUGAGAUGGUUGUAUUGGCUGUGCUUAGAGUUCACACCAUGUCAUUAAAGUUUAAUAGACAUCGUAUACAGUAUUGUGUCUUUUGUGACAAACAGAACUGGUGGAUUUUCUGUGGGUUACAUCUAGAACAAAAUGAUGAAGACUGUUUCUUGUUCAGAGUGAGAUAUAGUUAAUUGUGUUUUCUGUAAAUUUUUAUACUGCAAAUUAAAUUAGCGAAUUGAAUGUGAAA
Messenger RNA from Schistocerca serialis cubense, 1301 nucleotides. RefSeq lists its product as uncharacterized. NCBI's taxonomy places the organism in Eukaryota, Metazoa, Arthropoda, Insecta, Orthoptera, Acrididae. The record is from RefSeq and is a predicted model, not a curated record. The transcript is spliced from 2 exons. Bases 426 to 1076 code for a protein of 216 amino acids.